AUGGAACAAAUCAAUAAUAAAAUCGUACCUGAUGGUGGAUGGGGAUGGAUGAUUGUCUUAGCAUCAUUCUCGAUUCAUUUCAUUAUGGACGGAAUAACGUAUUCGAUGGGUCUAGUAUACUUGGAGCCCAUGCGAAGUCAGCUUUUACUCGGCCGAGCUUCGGUAUCAACUAUUUUCGGUAUUUUGCCAGCUGUUACUCUUGGCGCAGGACCGAUCGCAACCGUUCUUACUAAUAUGUAUGGAUGCCGUGCAGUAGCUAUAGGAGGUAGUUGCUUAGCUUCGUUCGGUUUUCUUCUCAGUCGACUAUGGGCCAAUGUAUGGUUUUACUAUAUUACGAUUGGUGUCAUGGGAGGUCUUGGCUUUGCAUUAAUGUAUUUACCAGCCAUUGUCUCUGUUGGAUUGUAUUUUGAAAAAAAGCGUACAUUUGCUAUGGGCAUUGCUGUAUGUGGUUCUGGUGUAGCUACAUCUGUAUUUUCGCAUAUCAUGGAUGGAAUCGUCAAUAUACAUCAUUGGCUUAGCUAUAGAAAUGCAUUGGUUCUCGAAGCCGGCUUGAUUUUGCUGAGCAUUCUAGCUGGUUUAUUGAUGCGCCCGCUGCCACAAGAACCGAGCGAACAACGACGAGCGGAGCGAAAAUUACGUAAAGAAGCAAAACAAAAACAACUCCAAUCAAUUUCAUUUUCGCAGAAUAAAGCAGAAUCACCGAAAAAUAAUGCUGUUGAAGUCGAACCGAUGUUCGUAGUUGCAACUAUUGAAAAAUCCCCGAGCAAAUCUUUCUUGUAUCAAAUAGCCGAACAAAUCGAUCUCAACCUACUCAAAAAUGCUGCAUUUGCAUUAUUUACUCUAUCGAAUUUCUUGGCAAGUCUCGGUUUCAAUGUCGUGUACAACUUUGCUGAGGAUCUUGCCAAUGACGCAAACGUUAUCAAGGACCAACGAUCCCAUAUUCUUGUGGUAUUGGGUGUGUCGAACAUUCUCGGUCGUUUUGCCUUUGGUUUCUUAGGUGAUCGAAAGUCGAUAAAUCGACUUUUAUUAUUCAUUAUAACAUUGACUGUUUCUGGUUUGGCUAUAAUCGCAGCUCCAUUCUGUGGCUCUUCUGUUCUUCAUCAUAUCGGUUAUGCAUCCUGUUUUGGUUUCUUUUCGGGUGGUUACGUUACUUUAACAGCAGUCGUUCUUGUCGAUAUAGUCGGCAUUGAUAAGCUAUCGGAUGGAUUCGGUGUUCUUUUGCUUUUUGUCGGUAUUGCAACCGCUAUUGGAACACCAAUUGUUGGGGCUAUGAGAGAAGCAUUCGCUCACUUUACUCGACCUUUUUUCUGGCCUUAUUUUAUUUUUGGUGGUUUGACUGUGCUCAGUGGUAUCAUACUAUUUGCCGUACCUUGUCUACAACCAAAAAAGCAAAGUGACAAUAAAGUGGAGAUCGUUUGUGAUGAUCUCUAUCCGGGAAAAGAUUUAUCGUCUAAGGAUGAAAAACAACAAAACGUUUAA
Messenger RNA from Rotaria socialis, 1479 nucleotides. The record is from the annotation of a GenBank genome assembly. Lineage: Eukaryota; Metazoa; Rotifera; Eurotatoria; Philodinida; Philodinidae.